GCUAAUGUGACCGCUUGCUGCCCUUGGAUUAGGGGCCUCAGCUAGAGCCGGGAACUGGCAUAUCCAUCUUUUCCUCCGCAGUCUUAUACAACAAUGCGUCAACAAGCUGCGGGACAGCGGAGUCGUCGCCAGACUGCCCCGUCUGGACCGCCAGUGGACCUGAAGGCCAAAGUGAUCAACGAACAGGAGACCAUCCCAGAUGGCUUGGAAUCUUUCACUGAUAUCAAGAACGAGUUGGAGUUUGCACAAUGGUACGAUGAUGUGGAGGACAGCCUGCUGUCGGCCAGCUAUGAUGAGUACCAAGCAUGCUUACAGGAACUUCAGAUGUCCAAAUCGCAUCUAGACUCCCUCUUAUCGGAUACAUCAUCGACCCUGGAUCUUCUCACCAGCCUGUCCAAUGACUUCAAAGCCGUGGAGUCGCAGACGUCCAAUUUCCAAAAACAAUGCGAAGGGCUUCUCUUCGCGCAAACACGCGACUUGCAAUUGGCUACGGAUAUUCAAGAUAACCUCCAGUACUAUGACUUUCUUGAUCCGGCUUCAAGGCGGCUCAACGCUCCGGGCGCUGGAAACACUGUGCGGGGGCAAGAGUUCUCGGACAUGCUAAGACGGCUUGAUGAAUGCUUGGAUUACAUGGAGGUACAUACCGACCAGAAGGAGGCCGAUGUAUACCGCUCUAGAUAUCGACUUCUUAUGACUCGCGCCCUCACCCUCAUCCGGACACACUUUAUCACGUCACUUCGAGAUAUUUAUGCCGAUGCCUCCAAGAAAAUCGCCGACAAACAGCUUAACGAGACGACUAUGUCUACGCUGCUAUAUGCGAAAUUUCGAGUCGGCGCACCGGAGCUGAAACAAAUCGGACUCGAGAUACAGAAGCGCGCCGUUCCUCCUUUGGACCCCGACCAGGGCACAGAAGCCGAGUACCAGAGCCUUCUCAACGAGCUUCAUGCUAAUUAUGCUGCCACACGUGGGAAGCUGAUGAUCCCGUUGGUUCGGAAGAACCUCAACGAUAUCGCGCAGUCGCCCACAUCGUCGCAGGACCUUGUUUCUUUCGCACGUGCAAGCAUUAGCUACAUCCGUGGGGUCUGCUUGGACGAGUUUGAACUCUGGGGUGAAUGGUUCCAUGGCCAAGGUGGACUCUAUGACUUCCUCGAGACAAUCUGCGAACCUCUGUAUGAUCAUCUCCGGCCCAGGAUCAUCCACGAGGACAAGAUCGUCAAGCUGUGCCAGCUGUGCACGCUGUUGCAGACUCGAUACUUGAUCGACCAGGAUGAGGAGUUGGAACAGCCCGUGGACGCCAACCAACUCGACUUCACCACCUUGAUUCAGCCGGCCCUCGAGGACGUCCAAACUCGCCUCGUCUUCCGUGCUCAAGCUUUCCUCCGCGAUGAGAUCGAACGCUACAAGCCCCGUCCUGAGGACCUGGACUACCCAGCUCGCAACCGGCAAUUCUCCAUCUCAGUCACGGAGGGCCAAAUCUCGGGCCGCAAGGUCGCUUCCGAGCCCCUGGCCAAGAUCCCCAAACCCACGAAACAAGCCGAAGAAGGCACCGAGGCUGACGCGGAUGCGAAGUGGGAUCUCGAGACUCCGAACGCCUCCAGCGGGUGGUAUCCAACGCUGCGUAAAGCCAUCUGGCUCCUGAGCCGCAUCUACCGACUUGUCAACUCCACUGUCUUCGACGAUCUCGCGCACCAAAUCGUCCACCAAACGACCCUCUCCCUCCACCACGCCAGCACCCUAAUCCCCGCGUCAUCAACAACAACAACAACAACCCCCACUAACCCCAAAUCCCCAACAACCACUACCCCAACGCCAACGCCAACACCAACGCGCCCCGAAACCCACCGCCAACUCUUCCUAAUGAGCCACCUCCUAAUCCUCAAACAACAAAUCGUCGCCUUCGACAUCGAAUACGUCGCGCCCGAAACCUCCCUGGACUUCUCAGGCCUAACGCACACCUUCUGGGAACUCCGCGAAGAGCGCGGCGGGCUGUUCAACCCACGCAAUUUGGUCCGGCUCGUGGGCCAGGGCCUCCUGCCGCGCGUGGUCGAGAACAUGCUCGACGCGAAGGUAGAGCUAGACGGCCGCCUCCGCACCGUGAUCAACGAUUUCAUCCACGGCUACGCCACCUCAAUGACCGCCUCCCUCCCCGCCAAAUUCGUCGCCAACCCCACCACUACCACCGCUGCUGCUGCUGCUGCUGCCACCGCGGCAGUCGAGGAAUGGAUCUACCCGACUUGCCGGAAGAUCGAGAGCGAGGUGCUGGGCCUGCGUCGCGUGCUGGGCGAGUACCUGGAUGAUCUGCGCAUGCGGGAGACGCUGGUCGGCGCCGUGCAGGAGCGUGUGAUUCAGAUCUAUGAGGAGUUUUGGGAAAGGUUUGUCGCUGAGGAGCGCCGGGCUGGAUCUGGGGUGAGGGGUACUAAGGGAAAGGGGAAGGGGAAGGGUCGUGAGGAUGAUGUCUGGGAUGUGGAUACGUUUGUUGAGUGGUGUGAGGGGGUCUUUCGGGUCGGGGUGGCGGGUGUUGUUGAUGAUGAAUGCGAUGGUGGUGGUGAUGAUGAUGGGAUGUCGAGUCGGACGGGCAGUUUGGGCUCGUUGCGGAAUCAUUAG
Molecule: messenger RNA, 2604 nt
Organism: Aspergillus homomorphus CBS 101889
Lineage: Eukaryota; Fungi; Ascomycota; Eurotiomycetes; Eurotiales; Aspergillaceae
Product: Golgi transport complex subunit COG3
Exons: 4
Coding region: 94-2604 (836 amino acids)
Biological process (GO): intra-Golgi vesicle-mediated transport; Golgi organization; autophagy
Cellular component (GO): cis-Golgi network; COG complex; membrane
Source: RefSeq, a predicted model, not a curated record